Tetrahymena thermophila SB210 is the source of this 2745-nucleotide messenger RNA. RefSeq names its product EF hand protein. NCBI's taxonomy places the organism in Eukaryota, Ciliophora, Oligohymenophorea, Hymenostomatida, Tetrahymenidae. The transcript has 6 exons. The record is from RefSeq and is a predicted model, not a curated record. Gene Ontology annotation, molecular function: calcium ion binding.
AUGAUAAGUUAGAUUUAAAGAUAAAAGCUUUGUGAUUUGAUCCUUGAAAUAGGUAAGCUAGAAAAGAAAAUAGAAGUAGUGAGACAAUUGUUAUGCGAAUACCCAGAAUUUACUCCAUAUUCUGCUUUUAAAAGGAUAGAUAUUCGAUAAGUUAAUGAAAUAUCUUCUUAUGAUAUAAGACAUUUUGUAUAGGAAAAUAACUCUACUAUUUCAAUAACAUAAUGUGAACUUUUUAUCAAACUGUUUGACAAAGAUGGAGAUAAAAACCUUUCCUAUGAUGAGUUUUUAGACGCAAUCCUUCCUUAAGAUAACCCUAGAUUAAGAUAAAAAGUAUUGUAAAAAGAGCCAAUUGCUUUACUACCUGGAGAGAGGCUUGAAUCAGAAAUAGAAUACACAAUAAUUAAAUUAAUAGAUUGGGAAAGCAAAGGAGUUUAAGAAUUAGAAUAAGAAAAGUAUGAGUUUUUGGGGAAGGGCGUUAACAACAUUUCUAAAUUUUUGCAGGAUUGCUUUUAUUUAAUUGAUGUUGAAAAAAAAGGAUUUUUUAAUGAUAAAUAAUUGGAAUCAUUUUUCUUGCACAACUCAAAAGUUAUCUUUCCUGAAGAAACUUAAGCCUUUUUUAGGAGAUUAACAUAUAAUUGCUCUACUGAAGUUAUACAAGAAAAUGAUUUUAUAAUAGGAAUUGAUUUUGCACCAUACAAUCGUGAUAGAUAGAGUUAAACUAGAGCUAGAAUUUAAGCCCCUUUAUUAUCGUUUGGCAUAAAUAAUAUUUAAUAAUAAAAUUCACUUCAGUAAAAUUAAAGUAUAAAAACAGCAAAUUUUGGACAAAAAACUAAUGUAGAAGGCCGCAGUAGAAUUUACAGCCAAGAUAGGUAGUCAUUUGAUAAUAACUUAAAUCAUACUACUCCUACUAAAACUCCAAUAAAAGGCUAUUAUACUUAAGAUUUUUCUUCAAGAGGAUUGAGAAGUAAUAGUAACAGCAAUUACAAAACUUAGCCUAAUAGCAAAUUAAGAAGCUCAAGCAUUACCACCCCAUCAUAAAUAAAAAAUAACGAAAGUAAUGUAGGAUAUGAUGUAUUAACUUACUCAACUAGUAGCUAUAAAUAGAAUCCUUAUUCAGUUUAGCCAGCUGCUACCACUUCGGUGAAAGUGAUUAAACCUUUAGAAAAGGAUUUAGGUAAGGUAAGGGUUAAAGAAGAGUUAGAGAGAUAGCACUUGAUGAAGAAAUUAGCAAUAACUAAUAAACCUAAUUCAAAAGUAGAUUAAAUAGCAACUAAUAGUGCAAGGAUAGUGAGUGGUAAAAAAGUUGCUAAAUUUGCACUAUCAAAUGCAGAAACAGUUGAUAGUUUCUACUAACCAAGUGCUACCUAUUCAGGCUCUAAAUAAAAUAGUUCAAAUUUGAAGUAAAAAAAGACCACCCCUUUGAAGCAGAGAUAAGAAACCUCGCCCAAUUACCAAAAGUCACCAAUUUAAAAAAACAGUACAUCAUCUAUGAGAAAAUAAAAAACUGAAAUUCUAGAAAACGAAGAUUUAGAAGCUAAAUAAAUUGACUAAAAGUAAACUCUUCUUUAAUUUAAACAAGAUGUUAGAUGCAAAUUAGCAACUUCUAAAUUGAAUUAUGAGCGUUCGUUAUCUCCAGUAAAGCAAAUAAACCCAAACAAUAUUAAUUCUAAAUAAAAUAUCAUAAAUAUUUGUCUGAAUAAUAAUUCAUCAAUAAGAAAUUCUUCAAGAAAUGGUAGAAAUGGAAGUGGAAGUAAAUUAUCAUAAUCUUACAUUUUAAUUGAAAACGAACCGAUACGCAAAUCACCUGAAAAGAAAGUUCCCAAAAAUAAAAAGUCAAACACUUAAACAUCUAACAACUCUAUUCUUUUGUCUAAUAACCCUCAAAGAAACGAAGAAUAUAUUGAAAACAGUAUUUCUUACUUAAAAAAAUCAACUCUCAAGAAACAGCAAUCCUCUCCAAACAGUAAUAAUUCAUUAUCCCUUUCAAACUAGGGCGAGAAGGAUUUAUACACUCGUCUCAAUCCUAGUGCAGCUACAAAAACACCCUAAAGAAGCUUAAAAGCAAAUAUAUCCUAUCAUAUAAAUAGUUACCUGAUGGCUAUAAUUAACAAUAAUAAAAAUCUUGAAAAAAUAAAAUAAGACCUAGCCUUAAAAGCAGACUUCAAUUUGUAUGACGCAUUUAGACUCAUAGAUUGGCAAGAGAGAGGAGUAAUUACAGCUUAUAAUAUAGAAAUGUUCCUAUCUUCUCAUAAAAUUUCUGCUACAAUCAAUGAAAUUAUUCUUUUAAUUAAGAGAUUUGAUUUUCUCAAACAUGGAGCUCUAAGAUUCUCUGAUUUUAGUUGUGCCUUAUUAUCAAAUUAAGGAGAGUACAAGAGUUUAGUUGAGAGAAGGCAAGGAUCUGACAUAUAGCAAGAAAAUAUCAAGCACGUUUUUUCAAGAGAAACAAUGAAGUUGUAUACAAAAUUAAUUGUAGAAUACCUAUCUUGUGAAUAUUAAUUAGAAGCAAUACGUUAGUCUAUUUCUUAGGAUAAAAGAUGGGAUUAUGAGUAUUGUUUUGAUAUGAUAAAUGAAUCAUAGACUGGCCUUAUAACAGGAUUAGAGCUGAAGCACUUCUUGGAGUAUUAAAACUACCUACCAAAUGAAAGAGACAUCUCAAGUAUUCUAGAAAGAUUUGAUAAAGACGAGGAUAAUGCUAUUUCAAUUAGUGAAUUUGUUAGUGAGAUAUCUCCUCGUUCUUCAGCUUGA